Molecule: messenger RNA, 7273 nt
Organism: Ostrea edulis (European flat oyster)
Lineage: Eukaryota; Metazoa; Mollusca; Bivalvia; Ostreida; Ostreidae
Exons: 20
Coding region: 370-4347 (1325 amino acids)
Biological process (GO): protein deubiquitination
Molecular function (GO): cysteine-type deubiquitinase activity
Source: RefSeq, a predicted model, not a curated record
UGGGGUUAUCACGUGGGUAGGAAUUUCCGGUGAGAGUCUUGGAAUAUAGGAAGAUCACUGGGAUACAAUCUCCGCCAAAUAAUUCAGUGUUGCCUGGUUUUAUACAAAUCGUGUCCUAAAAUACCAGGAGGCGCUCGGUUAUUUUUCAGCCUAUCAGAAUGUUGAAUUGUAUUCCGUGCAGUGCGGUCAGUCAAAUGACAUGUGAAAUUCAAGGGAGCUUAACAAUUAGCACAAAUUCAUAACACAGAAUGCUUUCUUAACCGAUUUCCCUUGAUGAAAUGGCUUAUAGCAAAAAUAAAGUUGAAACAUCCAUCGGAGAUCGAAAGUUGGCAAACAGCCAGUAUAAAACAAGGGAUUUGAAGAUCAUACAUGUGCAUAUGUGAACCUAAAAGAAAGCUGAAGAGGAACUACUCAGCUAUGGAGAAUUCAGAAACCGUCGCCUUAACCAAUUCUGAUGAAAUGGAGGAGGUAACAGAGAGCGCCUCGGCAGCAGCAGGAACCUCUAUGGAGGUGGUACCCAGUUCUGUAAUGGUGUCAUCCUACUAUUCCAAAGACGUCUCAGACCCCUGUGCCACCCCAGGACAGUGUGGAUUGUAUAAUUUAGGAAACACAUGUUUCAUGAAUGCAGGUCUACAGAGUCUGUUGUCCACCACGCCACUCUUGAAGUUUUUUCUGGAGCGAUUUACAACAGAGGACUGCGCUCAGGACACGCUGACUACAAACUUCCACCAGCUUGUCUGCAAAUUCUGGAGUGGCCACUACUCUAUUGUCUAUCCCAGGGACUUUAAGAAUGCCCUGGCACUAUUUCACAUUCAGUUUCAGGAUUACAGACAGCAUGAUUGUCAGGAGUUCCUGGCCCUGUUUCUGGAUACACUUCACCAGCAGCUAAAAAGUAAUGAGGAGGUAGCUAAAAAUAAUCAACAGGGUGUGUUAGAAUCAGCAGAUAAAAACCAACUCAAUAACUCACUUAAUGCCAGGAGUUCUAGUGAGGAAGAAGGGAAAGUUACCCAAGAUGCAUCAGCAUCACUUCCUGUUCCUUUUCAUGAGGAUAGUGCUAGUGUAAGUUACGUCAUUCAGUCAGAACUUCCGUCACUUUUGAAGUCUGUUGUCAGAACAGAUUCUAGUGGUGAUUUAGAGAAUAGUCAGUCAGAUACAAAUGAGCUAGAACCAAUAUUAAACAAUGCUUCGAAUCUGAAGCAGCGAAUUCCAAAGAUUGAAGAGUUCUAUGCCAAAGAUACAAAAACUCUUAACACAAAUGUUUUAUUAGCCGACUUUGAAAAGGAAGAUUUAGCAACAGAUUCAGAAAAGUUUCCAAAACAGGAGUUGAACAACCACACAGAGGAUGAGUUAGUCUUGCAUGUUCCUGUAGAGACAGUGACCAUGUCACCCACAAGGGAUGAAGCUUCAAAGAAAGGACCAAAAAAUACAAACAUCCACGCUGACAAGUUCAACAAAACACAAAAACCCAGUCAAAUGGAUGCAGAGGGGGAUGGGAUCAUAAAGAAAAUGAAGUUUGAGUGUACUGAAAAAAAUUUUCAAUAUCAAACACAGAGCAAGAUUAACAAAGACUUUGAUAUUAAUGAGCAGAACCUGAAGCUAGCCAGUUAUGGGGUGGAGGGAAUCAAUCUUAUAAAAGAUCUAGGGAUUCUGGGGAGUGUGGACAAAGACAUGUGUGACAGUAUCAUGAGGAGGACCCAUCUUCUUGUGGAAGACAAAUAUCCUCCAUGUGCAGCCCCUGACAGAGACUACAUGAGAACAGCGAAAGAGAUAAAGCAGACAAACAGUGAAGACAUUCUGCAGAGUAUGGAAAUACAGAUCUCCAAAAAUGUCAAAACAAAGAAAGCUCAACUAUCAGAAAAUAGCAGUAAAAAAAUUAAGUACGAAAUUAAGCAUGAAGGUAGUCCAGCUGAUUCAGUUUUGUCAACUGAUAAUGAAGAUGAUAGAGAUGAGGGGGGUUUUCAGAACAGUGAGUCUACAGAGGUGGAUCUACUGGAGCGUGAGGAGGAAGUGCAGGUUGAUCCCGAGGAAGAAGCAGCAGAGAAAGCCUGGGAGAAUUAUAUCAGGGACAAUCAUAGCAUCAUUGUCAGCACAUUUCAAGGACAGUUUAAGUCUACAGUUGUGUGUUCAGAGUGUAACCAUGUCUCUGUGACCUUUGAACCCUUUAUGUACCUGUCAGUGCCACUGCCACACGCGUCUGACAGACAGUUAUGUGUCCUUUAUGUUCCAUUAGAAGGACUUCCCACGCGCUAUCUUGUAACUUUACGAAAGUCAGACAAGGUCAGCAGAGUGAAAGAAGAACUCAAGAAUUUGAUUGGUCAACCUGCUUGUGACAUCAUAAUAACUGAAGCAUUGGAUCAUCAUAUAUCAAGAAUUUUGGAUGACAACAUUAUGCUGCACUAUGUGAAUGAUGCCAACAGGAUUGUUUAUGCCUUUGAGAUGUCACCUUGUCCAGUAAUCACAAUAGAAAUACAAGAUCCUCCCAAAAUACUUGACUUCUGCUCAUUAAGAGAUGAGUCAAAGGAAUUUGCUUCUCAGACUACAUGUGACUCAGAUGGAGAUAUCUUUAGCACCGUUGGGACAUUCUCAAAGCGAGAUGUUAAUGACAUCAACAGGUACAUGCAGUCAUCUGAUUCAUGUGAAACCUUAAAUGAUGCUCAGAAAAGUUCACCGGAUCCUAUUGAGACUGAGACUUGGGAUACUACGGGAGGAAGCUGCAUAGAAAAUCCCCAAACCCUGGGACAGUGGACAGAUUCUAAAACCUCAGACAACUGGGGCAGUGGUCAGUCGACAGCUGAAUGGACACAGUCAGAUUCGGAUGAUCUGAGAAAGAGUCUGAACGAGGUGAUGGUGGAUGUGUCAGGAACUGGUAUGUGGAAUCAGAGCUUGUCAGCGGGUCACACGUCUCCUGUUCAUAGUUGGCUGGAUGGCAGCUCUGGGAUGGAUGGCACAGUGGACACAGCUUCUGGCUGGGAUCUCGCACAAUCACUGCCAAUGAGUGAAACUCAUAUGAAGAGUGAUCAGUUACCGGACAGUGUUGCAUGGGAUACCAAUACGAACCAGUCUGGUUCUUGCUGGGACUCAGGUGCAGUACCAGCACCAGCUGCUGUGAUAGCUGAGAAGUGGAAGUCGUGUGCGAUAUGUUUGGAGGAACUAGAGGACAGCGAGCUGCUGUGUCACACUGGCUGUGGGGGAACUUUCUGUCAAACCUGUCUGGAGAUGUCAAUCAAACACUGCGGACAGGAAAGCUACGUUUGUCCGGUGUGUUCCAGUGCUGCUAUUCUGACCGAGGACUUCUGCCCUGUAGGGGGAGGAUCAUCAUCCACACAGAACUUACGACUGUUGGCUGUUCCAAUUUCACUACGAGAUGAAAGUGGCCCUUCCUGUAAGUUAGUGGGACACCCUCGUCUUGUGUAUCUAUACAACACAAUAAGUGGAGCUCAGUUAUACGAGUGUGUACUCAACCUGUUUCCUGUGUUGGCUCAUUGCACCAUUGUACUCACUGAUGGACAGGGAUUGUGCUGCUCAAGAUGCCAAUACUCAGACCGGUGUCAAGGCUGCCCCAUCUCAAGAGAAUCUCUGGUACACCUGCGGCCAGGUGACUGUCUGUCUGUGUGUCUUAGUGGAAUGUCGGAAACGUGUAUAGGUGACAUGGAGGGCUUUACAGACCAUAAAACAAUGGAACAGUUACGACCAGAGAAAUCUCUGUCGGUGUAUGAUUGUUUACAGGCAUUCACUGACAGUGAGGAUUUGGAUGAGCACAACCCAUGGUAUUGUCCUCGAUGUCAAAGGAAUCAGUGUGCAAAGAAAACAAUCACUGUGUGGCAGUAUCCUGACACACUUAUUCUACAUCUUAAACGGUUUGUGUACCAUGACUUGUCCAGUAACAAAGUAGAUGCAGAAGUAAAAUUCCCCUUGGAAGACCUCAAUUUAUCCCAGUAUACAUCAGGACCAGACUCAGGAAGUUUGACCUAUGACCUCCAGAGCAUUGUCUGUCACUUUGGGGGUGCCAAUGCAGGUCAUUACACAACAUUCGCUAAGCACCCUUUGAAUGGACAAUGGUUUUAUUACAACGAUGAAUCAGUGUCCCACCAGUCGCCUAAAAAAGAGGAUUAUAAAAAUGCCUACAUACUGUUUUACAACAGACAAGGAACAGAUGUCAAGUUUGAUUUGCCUAAAAUUCCGCUGGACCAAUCAAAUCAAUUGAGAGAGACGUUGAACAACAGAACUCAGCAGGCAGCAGCUAUUCCAUUUAAUUCAGGAAAAGUUUAUGGACCUUUAAACAUUGAUCAAAUGUCGGAUGAUCUCAAAAAUCAAACAGAUUAUGAUGAGGUGGAGAAGACUACUUAGAAGAUGGAACAAAGGGAAGAUAUAGAAUAAAAGGAUUCAAAUGGCUUCAGUCUAUAUUGUUUUGCUGGUUUUGUACAUUUAUAAUAUGGUCAUGGAGAAAAUUGUGUUGUACUGUGUACCCUUUGUUUGUCUGAUCAUUGUACUGGUACCUUUUCUGUACCCGUGGUUCAGGUCUUUUUAUUGUUCACUGCAUUCUGGCCAAAGGUGUGUCCACAAUAAAUACCAAUUUUUUGUCACCACGAGAUUUACAUGUAUUUCAUCAAAUUUUGUAAUGUCUGCAUGUUCAAUUAUAUAAUGCAGAUAUUUUAUAUAAGAGUCUCUCUCUGACAAAGUCAGCGGUACAGGGACCAAUGAUAGUCAAGGGGCUGUUACUAGAUCAGCAGUUUUAAGAUUCUCGUUGUGUAUAUAAUGUUAAGUAUAAGCAAGCAGCAGAUUUUCUUAGCCUUAAAAUUUUGAUGUACAUGUACUUAUUUAUUGAGCCACAUCCGAAAUCCUAAAGGGUGAACAUUGAGAGGAAAAACUGGUGUUAAUCCAGAGCUACAUGUAGUCCAAGCAUUUAACAGCACUUGUCAUUUCAGUUCAAAGUUGUUAAGGUUAGUACUUGAUCAAAGGGUUUAAUCGUGUGUCAGCUUAUCGAAUGUUCAUGUGGCUAUUAACAAGGUCAUGACAGGUUUUCAUGUGCCUUAGCCUUGUAUAUUUAACGUUCAGUUGUGUAGUAAUCAUUUGUGUUCAAUCUGCAGGAAAUGACAUCACCGACACGAGACUUUGAUGGGAUAAUCAUCAAACAACAGACGUUAUCUGUUUUCAUAAAGUAUUUUUUCAUAUGGAGUACAUUUAGUGUUAGAAAUUUCUGCUGUCUAUGUGUCCAUCAAGCAUCUACAACUUCUCUCCGAGGUCAUUGGACUUGGGAGUUUUGAGUAAAUUUAAUUGGGAUUAAAAUGUAUGCUAGAUACAGGAUGAGUACCGAUAAAAUUAGCCACCAAAAGAAACAUGGUAAAUUAUUUAAGGAAUGAAGCUAAUUUUUUUUGCCUAUGAUAAAACUUUGGGCAGUUUACUCUUUAUAAAGAGUUAACACUUUAUAAAGAAUUUAUACAUUUACCUUAUUUAAGGAAUGAAGCUUAAUUUUUACCCAUGUUGUACGAUAAAUCUUAACUGGGCAGUUUAUGCUGAACAUAAACAGUUAAAGAGCAUUGUAAAAAAUAGCAUAAUCUGACCCAGGUUAAGUUGCAUCAUUUAAAAUAGGUAAACAUUAGCUUCAUUCCAUUUAGUUCAAUGCAUAAAGACAAAAAUACAAAUCUUAGUUUAUUAAAAUAUGAGUAAACAUUAAUAUAUACAAAUCACAUGCACCAGACAAGCAUUCACUUAGCAACUACUGAUGAAGAGUCAUUUAACAGAGCAUGUAUUAUAUUUUUUCAAAUUUGAAAACGUAGCAUUUGCAAAGAAUUUUGAUCACAGAAAAUGUAAUGAUUACGACACGAGACUUUUAAGUCGAUCCGACAAGAUGUACAGAAAAAUGUUGAUUGCAAUACACAGGUCAAUGUGACGGGACAUAUCGUAAAAUAUGGCAUGUCUUAUGCUUUCAGAGAUGGAUCAGGAACUUUCCCCUUGGUGAAAAAUAUAUUUUACAUCUUCAUUAUGAAAAUCUUAUUCUUGGGCUUACAUCCCAAGUUUUUUUCUCUCUCAACUUGACGGAAAAGGCCGCGUGAUGUUCCCAUUCGUUAUACAAUACAAACUAAAUUUUGUGCUCAGCCAAUCAAAUUGCAUGUUACAAGUAAAAUUGAAUUAUAUGCAUUUGGCUCAAACUUCCACCAGAGUUCGUUUGCUCACAAACCAAACUCUUCCAGUUAGGCAUUAUGGGAUAGGGGUUUCCUAGGAACUACGAAACCACACAGCAAAAUGACGCGAAAACAUAAUGUCAAACAAACAUUUCAAAUCAAGAACUAAAACAUCAAGUUCAUUACUUUACACUAUAAUUUGAACAGAGUCUCCCUAAUUUUUAGUGAUCUUUUGAUCAUUUUAUGUUUAAAAUAAAAUCCAUACUUUUACAUUAAUGCUUUUGAUAUUAAUAUUUUCAAGCUUCAACUACAAACUACUUCUUUAGUGUUAUUUGCCUGCGUGAGAAUCGCGGACUCAAUAUACAAAUCUGUUUCUGUACUGCGUCAGCUGGGAGAGGUCUAUACCUAGAUGAAGCCUCAGCGGGGAGUUUGGAAUUUAGUUUGACUAAAAUCAAAAACUGGAAUUUAUUUUAAACAAAUGAUGUUGUACACGAGAUUAAAGUUUUGUGAUGAUCGUGGCAAGUGCUGUGAUAUUUUAUAUUCAGAACUAUUUGAAUUAGAGAUUUUUAUUGCCUAUUGUGAACUUAUAUGUUUUCGUAAAUAUAUUUUGAUAUGUGUACUUAAUAACUUUCUUUAGUAACAGUUUACACAUUUUGAAUAAUAUUUCAGCUUGGAAAUUUGCCUGUGAAUUUCAUAAUAUUGUUAUUUUCUAUUGAAGGAAUUUUGACAAAAUUAAUCAAAAGCUAUUAUUUUUUCACCCUAUCUGACUGAUAUACCGGGUAAAAUCUUGUCGCAUUUUACUAUCCACCCUCCCCCCAAAACAAGGAAAACAUUGAACCCUGCCCCACUUUUAAUCUAUUACAUAAAAGUACAUCCCUGUCCCAUUAAAAAAAAUUCACGUUUCCAUUUUAGAGUUUUAUGCCUAUUAUUACUAACCUCUUAAAAUGGGCCAGUGAGAUGUGAUGGUGUUCCAGAAUACAUUACAAUGUUAAAGUUGUGUUCUUUGAAAGAGAGUUAAUGUUUUUAUUGUGUGUUGAGUAUAUGGGUAUUUACGUAUUGGUAAUACUAUCAUGAUGUUUUUGUAAAUCUAAUGCACUUAACAUUAAGGAAAAGAAAUUUCUGUACAAAAAAUACAGCAAUGUUUUACAAAA